AUGCAAAGUGAACGACGGUUCCUGGUCGCCAGUCCAGCUGCAUCUAAGCCUUCAGAGUGGCCUGCAGUGGUCAUACGCGAAUUCAUCGAUUCUCUUGAGUCAGGCACAGAGGCUAAUCUCAUAAUUAUUAGAGAUGAUCUUGCUCCUUUGGACUCGGCAUCUAACCAUAUCGUGAUUCACGUUGACGAGGAUUGUGGCUAUGAUGAGACGGAGCAGCCUGGUUCUGUUGCCGACACUGAGAUCAUGCCUACACUAGAGUUCUGGGAGAAUUUAAUCGAUGGAAGCUUUCUUGUGCCAGCAGACGAGGGUGCAACCGUUGACUUGACGUCUAUCCUUACGCUGACCAGAUUGCAGCCCGCGAGGACCCAGAAGAGUCUCAAAUCCUCAGGCAAUCCUCCACAAACUGCCUUCACUUAG
Penicillium crustosum is the source of this 417-nucleotide messenger RNA. RefSeq lists its product as uncharacterized. Bases 1 to 417 code for a protein of 138 amino acids. Lineage: Eukaryota; Fungi; Ascomycota; Eurotiomycetes; Eurotiales; Aspergillaceae. The transcript has 2 exons. The record is from RefSeq and is a predicted model, not a curated record.